Messenger RNA from Saccoglossus kowalevskii, 955 nucleotides. Its product is annotated as malignant T-cell-amplified sequence 1-like. The record is from RefSeq and is a predicted model, not a curated record. Gene Ontology annotation, molecular function: RNA binding. NCBI's taxonomy places the organism in Eukaryota, Metazoa, Hemichordata, Enteropneusta, Harrimaniidae. Gene Ontology annotation, biological process: formation of translation preinitiation complex.
GCGACAGUGAGUUGCUAUUUGCGACUGGUCGUUAAAGGGUAAUAGCAAUCCAUGUUGAGAAAUAACUAAGACAGAAAAUCAGCAUAUACGUCAUCAACAUGUUUAAAAAAUUUGAUGAGAAAGAACAUGUUUCGGGUAUGACACCCUUAAAGUCAUCUGUCCAGAAAGCUAUGAAGAAUAAAAUAAUCCAAAUGUAUCCCAAUAUAGAACCCUAUAUUACUCAGAUUAUGCCCAAGAAGGAGGGAUUAAAAGUUGUAAAAUGUCACGACCAUAUAGAAUUAUUUGCUGUUGGGAAUGAAUUAAUUUUUUUUAGACAGAGAGAAAGUCCUUACUACCCUUGCCUUAGGCUUCUACAUAAAUAUCCUAUGAUAUUACCUAAGCAGAGAGUCGACAGGGGAGCCAUACGGUUUAUUCUUAGUGGUGCAAAUAUCAUGUGUCCGGGGUUGACGUCGCCGGGAGCUACCCUAAUACCAGCAGAGCAAGACUCAGUGGUGGCGAUAAUGGCAGAAGGCAAAGAGCAUGCAUUGGCGAUUGGUGUGAUGAAAAUGUCAUCAACUGAUAUACAAACAAUUAACAAAGGGAUUGGUGUAGAGAAUGUUCACUACUUGAAUGACGGACUAUGGCAUGUGAAACUUUAGUGAAAAUUACUCCACCUCAAGAAUAUGCUAAAACAACGUCUACAAUACCUUGGAACACAGUAAACAAGCACUUCAUCCUCCGAACAUGGUAUUCUUGCAAAACAACAACUAUGCGGAGAGUUGUCUAACAGGGAUGACAUUACAUUUGCAUCAAUGUAUUGUAUAUACAUCAUGGAGAUGCAUUUUAAAAGUGUUUAAAUACUGUACGAUUUCAUUUAUUUAUUCGUUGGAUUGAAGAGUUUACAGGCAUGAUCCCCCCAAAAAUGUAUUGAUUGUCCAUGUCUAUGCUUGUUUUGAAGGACAAUGACCACCUCCCC